AUGUUGUUUAGAAUUCUUAGAGUCAUUCUUGAUUUCGUAGAUCCAAAACUGGACUAUCGUGGUCAGCAACUAAACAACCGUAUUAUGAUAGGGCUGUUUGUGGUAGGAUACACGGCCUCAACAGCAAUAGGGUGGCUUCUUAGAGACUUCAGCUACAUUCUGUACGGAUGCGUUCUAACAGCAUUGCUAAAUGCAUUAUUGACUGUUCCAGCCUGGAAAAUGUACAGGAGACAUCCACUGAAGUUCAAGAAGCACAAAAAUGAGUAA
Enterospora canceri is the source of this 267-nucleotide messenger RNA. NCBI's taxonomy places the organism in Eukaryota, Fungi, Microsporidia, Enterocytozoonidae. The record is from the annotation of a GenBank genome assembly.